This is a messenger RNA of Labeo rohita (rohu), 750 nucleotides long. RefSeq names its product interferon-induced protein 44-like. The transcript is spliced from 2 exons. The coding region runs from base 41 to 292 and encodes 83 amino acids. The record is from RefSeq and is a predicted model, not a curated record. Lineage: Eukaryota; Metazoa; Chordata; Actinopteri; Cypriniformes; Cyprinidae.
UGCUUCUGCAUUUACUGUAGGGAUUCCUCAAGUCCUUGUUAUGACUAAAGUGGAUGAAACAUGUCCUCUGGUCAAAAAAGAUCUGAGGAAGAUGUACACUAGCAGGAAGAUCAAGGAGAAGAUGGACUUGUGCAGUGCUACAACUGGUGUGCCCUUGACAAACAUCUUCCCAGUGAAGAACUACCAUGAUGAGAUCGACACAAAUGAUCUGAUUGAUGUUCUGAUGCUAAAGGCACUUGAACGUAUUAUUCAGAUUGCUCAUGAUAGAUUGAAGGAUACUGAAAGCCACUGACAAAAAUGAAACACACACAUAUUUCUAUUUUUCAAAUAAUUAAUGUAUUUCCUAGUCUAGCUUUCUAAGCAUUUCUAAAUCUGGCUUUGUUCACUCUGAAUAUUGUUUGUUCUGCGACAAUUGCUUUUGUUCCUCUAAUGUAAGAUUGUGUGAUAAAAUGUCCUGCUAAAUACAUAAAUGUAAAUAUAAAUUGUGAAUUUAGCUGUGAGUGUCUUAAGUUUUUGGGUUUGACCAAAAUGUGCAUCUUAUUUUGACAGAUAAACUGCUGUUACUGAUUUAUUAUGUCUUUGAAAGAAACCACCAAGUAUACAUGGCACAGACUAAAACAGUAAUACUCAUACAGUCAAGUAGCUAGAACAAUGGCAUAUUGUCACCGUAGAUUUAUGAGGUUCUAUCUGACAUUUUUGUCAUCCAAGAUGUUCAUGUUUUUCUGUCUUCAGUUGUAAAUAAAUUAUGGU